AUGAAGAGGGUCAUUGCAUUGGUUUGUCUAAUGAUUUCCACCGUCACAUCGAUAAAGGAACCGUUGACUGCGCGGACUUUGAACUCAGCUUCUGGAAUCGAAGUAAACAACAUUAAAAGGAAGAUAUUAACGUUCAACGCAAAAACGCCGGAUGAAGACUCAGUGAAAUCAGGAUAUAAUCCAUAUGUUGACAUCAGUUGGGACAAAAAUUUGUUUAAAAUGAAAUUUCGAGGCAAGCAGGGAGGUAGAUUCAGAAUCGGAAGAGCUCCGAAGUCUACACUCGGAGAACCUUGGCCUUUACCUCAGAAAUACAAGGUUAAUCGAAAUAUUGUGUAUUAUAUAGACCAUGAGCAUUUUGAAAUAAUAAAAACAAAGAAUACUUGUGAUAUAUUAGAAAAAGCAAUACAAAGAUAUCAUGAUAUUAUUUUCACAUUUGCGUUGGAAGAAAUCCACGAGAAUUUUGAUAUCCUGUUACCAAAGAGCAAACUUGAUGUUACUUCGGAAAUGUAUAGCAAUGCAGAAAACAUACAAACUUUAAGGAUCAACGUCCAGACCCGAUGUGAUAAGUACCCCAGUGAGGAUUCCAAAGAGGGAUAUGUUAUCAGUGUUAAUGGGUCCGGAAUUCACCUCGAUGCUGUCGAAGUGUGGGGCGCUCUGCGUGGCCUUGAGACCAUCAGUCAGCUGGUGUAUAAAUAUAAUGAAAAGUUUUAUAUCAGACAAAUGUCAGUGAAUGACUUCCCCCGAUUCCGGUAUCGCGGUUUGAUGGUGGACACGGCGAGGCAUUUCUUGCCGAAAGACUUACUGUAUUCGAUGUUGGAUGCCAUGUCGAUGAACAAAAUGAACGCUUUCCAUUGGCAUAUCGUAGAUGACCAAUCGUUUCCAUACCAGAGCAAGGCAUUUCCAGAGCUUUCUGAAAAAGGUGCCUUCCAUCCGUCCAUGGUCUACACACAAACAGAUAUUGCUGAUAUCGUAGAGUACGCCAGACUACGAGGAAUUAGGGUCAUUCCUGAAUUUGACAUUCCAGGUCACACAUUUUCAUGGGGAAUCGCAAAACCAGAACUGAUGGCCCAGUGUUACUCGGAUACAGGACCGGUACCUGGACACUAUGUCAACCUCGACCCCAGCCUCAACAAGACCUACUCGGUUUUGGAAGCAUUAUUCACGGAAAUUAAUGAUCUGUUUCAUGAUAGCUAUGUACAUACUGGCGGGGAUGAGGUUCCCAUGGAUUGUUGGCGAUCCAAUCCAGGGAUCCAGCAACUCGUUCGGAAGUUAGAUGACAGUUGGAAGACUCUGGAAAUGGGCAGACCGUUGACAGCCAAAGCAUGGAACUACUUUGUCAAUCGAGUAGCAAGAAUGGUGAAAAAAAUAGGCGAGGACAGAGGGACCCCCAAACGGAUCAUGAUGUGGAAUGAAGUUUUCAGAGAUGGCUUGAAGAUUCCAAGUGACUCGAUCAUACAAGUAUGGUUUGGCAAUUCUAAAGAGGUGGAGAAAGUGAUAGAAAGUGGGUAUCAUGUGAUCUACUCUGAGUGUUGGUACCUUGACAAAGUGAGCGAAUAUGUCCAAUGGCCUGAUCUCUACCUGUGUGACCCAAACACUCGCAAACCUGGAUUUGAGAAGAGAGAGGCCAUGAUAUUAGGAGGAGAAGCCUGCUUGUGGACUGAAAAUAUUGCUAGUGAAUCUGCUAUGCUUUAUACAUGGCCUCGGACCUCUGUUGUUGCUGAACGGCUUUGGAGCCACAGGGAUGUUCGAGACGUGAACACGGCGGCGACACGUCUUCAGGAACAUAAGUGCCGUAUGAGCAGACGUGGUAUACAAGUCAGCAUGAUCAACGGGCCCGAUUACUGUCCUCCAUAUAGCCAUAAAAUGAAACCAAAGGUCAAGGUUGACAAGACGAUUACAAAACAUCACGACAAAGACACAAAAGUAAAGUUGCUAAUAGACCAAAUUAAAAACGGUGUUCCUGUAUCCGUCAAGGAAAACAGACUACACAGAGUUCGCCUCAAAGCCCAGGAAACUGUGUUCAUCGCUGUGCUGUUUCUUCCGUUCCUAAUAUUUACAUCAUUAUACUGCUGCUUGAAAAUAAAACGAUCCAAAAUUUUCAGUAGAAUAAUAAAUUGCAUAAAACGUGUGAUAUUUAGAUAA
Ylistrum balloti is the source of this 2142-nucleotide messenger RNA. Its product is annotated as beta-hexosaminidase subunit alpha-like. NCBI's taxonomy places the organism in Eukaryota, Metazoa, Mollusca, Bivalvia, Pectinida, Pectinidae. Gene Ontology annotation, biological process: glycosaminoglycan metabolic process; carbohydrate metabolic process; ganglioside catabolic process. Gene Ontology annotation, molecular function: beta-N-acetylhexosaminidase activity. The transcript is spliced from 14 exons. The record is from RefSeq and is a predicted model, not a curated record. Bases 1 to 2142 code for a protein of 713 amino acids. Gene Ontology annotation, cellular component: membrane.